GAAAGACCCCAGUUAACAGUAAUGUUAUGGGAAUCGAUUGACGAAGUAGGGAUCCAAGUUCAUGUGUUUCUUGUUAAUAGCUUUACAGCAAGCUAAUAUUCAAGAGUGUUUUUGUUCUUUUUCAUUUUUAAAAUGGCCGAAGUUAAAGUAAAGCAAGAAUCUACAGAUCCCGUGGACAUCGAAAACAGGAUAAAGGAGCUUUGCAGCCAGUUUCCCCAUGGAAUAACCGACCAGGUCAUACAGAAUGACAUGCCUCACGUAGAGGCUCAGCAGAGGGCCAUGGCCAUCAACAGACUGCUCUCUGUGGGUCAGCUGGACCUGCUGAGGAACAGCAAUGGACUUCUGUAUAGGUUAAAAGACGCACAGACGGCAAGUAAAAUGAAGGGAUCUGACAACCAAGAGAAAUUAGUUUAUCAAAUCAUAGAGGAUGCAGGGAACAAAGGAAUCUGGAGCAGAGAUAUCCGCUAUAAAAGUAACCUCCCUCUGACAGAGAUUAACAAAAUCCUGAAGAACCUGGAGAGUAAGAAGCUUAUCAAAGCUGUGAAAUCUGUGGCUGCUUCUAAGAAAAAGGUGUACAUGCUGUAUAACCUUCAGCCAGACCGCUCAGUUACUGGCGGAGCCUGGUACAGUGACCAGGAUUUUGAAUCUGAGUUUGUGGAGGUCUUGAACCAGCAGUGCUUCAAAUUUUUGCAGAGCAAGGCGGAGGCAGCGCGGGACAGCAAGCAGAGCCCUGUGGUGCAGAGGAACAGCUCCUUCGCCACGUCCCACGAGGUGUGGAAGUACAUCUGCGAGCUGGGCAUCAGCAAGGUGGAGCUGUCCAUGGAGGACAUAGAGACCAUCCUGAACACGCUGAUCUACGACGGGAAGGUGGAAAUGACCAUCAUUGUGGCCAAGGAAGGGACAGUGGGCAGCGUGGACGGCCAGAUUAAGCUCUACAGAGGAGUCAACUCCAUCAUUCAGGCAACAGGCCUGGUGAAAACGCCCUGUGGGCUUUGUCCUGUGUUCGCUGACUGCCACGAGGGAGGUGAAAUCUCGCCAUCUAACUGCAUCUACAUGACCGAGUGGCUGGACUUCUAGCUAAGAUCUGCUGCGCUUCAGGGAUGGAUCCCCUCUGGGAAGGAAAGCUUGACGUGUUUUCGUAAUGGAGCCAGUGACGUUUUGGAGUUUUUUUUUUAUUAUGAGUAUUUAUAGUCUUUCUUAUGGAAAGCUUUAGAACUUUGGAAGAUGGUGGGAGAAAAAAAAAUCACUUUCUCCAUAUCAUCCCUUGUCAUUUUUACUUGAGGGUGAUCGGUUUCAGCUGAUUUAACUGGUGUCAGUAAAACAUCGAGAGUAUUUGUUCAAUAUUGUAAAUAUCACACCAAACACUGUGUGUACAAAGCAGCCAAAUAAAGUUUUUGGUUUUCUGUUGUAAAAUAUUUAAAAUGGAUGUAUUCAUUCCAAGAA
Brienomyrus brachyistius is the source of this 1443-nucleotide messenger RNA. It is a transcript of the gene polr3f, whose product is annotated as polymerase (RNA) III (DNA directed) polypeptide F. NCBI's taxonomy places the organism in Eukaryota, Metazoa, Chordata, Actinopteri, Osteoglossiformes, Mormyridae. The transcript has 9 exons. Bases 133 to 1077 code for a protein of 314 amino acids. The record is from RefSeq and is a predicted model, not a curated record. Gene Ontology annotation, cellular component: RNA polymerase III complex. Gene Ontology annotation, biological process: transcription by RNA polymerase III.